ACACUGCAUUCAUCUACAAUGGGAAAGGCGUGUUAGAAAGAGAGAGAGGGAGAGAGCAGUACGGGCAGAGGACUCGCUGCAGUGCAGGUGGAUCACAACUGAAGAGGAAGGUUCAGAGGCAGCAGUUUAACUCUACUUGGCUGUCCAGCAGGUGAGAGUCAGAGCAGCGGGCAUAGAGCGAGCGAGUGAGGUGAAGCAGGCAUGAGCGUGGAAAACCAUCAAGGGGUGGUGACUACCCCGCCCCCGCCCAGUGGAGGGACUAAGGAGCGCUACUUUGACCGGGUCAAUGUCAACGAUCCGGAGUACAUCAGGGCGAGGAACAUGUCACCUGAUCUGCGGCAGGACUUCAAUGUUCUGGAGCAGAAGAAACGUGUCACGCAGAUCUUACAGAGCCCCGCCUUCAAAGAGGAGUUGGAGAGUCUGAUCCAGGAGCAGCAGAGGAAAGGGAACAACCCCACUGGCCUGCUGGCCCUCAGACAGAUUGCUGACUUCUUCAUGUCUAGCUCUGUGGCCGGCUUCAACACCUCCCCCCUCAGUCUGGGGAUGGUCACUCCCAUCAACGACAUGUACGGAGUGGAAUCCACCACCAUGGUGAAAGGCGAGAAGCUGACACGCUGUAAGCUGGCAAGCCUCUACAGACUGGUGGACCUGUUCAGCUGGGCCCACUUGACCAACUCCUACAUCACAGCUCGAGUCAGUAAAGAGCAAGACCACAUCCUGAUCCUCCCCAGAGGACUGUCAUUCACUGAGGCGUCUGCAUCAAACCUGGUGAAGGUCAACAUUAUCGGGGAUGUGAUCGAACAGGGCUCCACCAACCUGAGAAUGGACCCUUCAGGUUUCAGCCCCCACGCUGCCAUCUACUCCAUGCGUCCAGACAUCCGCUGCAUCAUACAUGUGCACACUCCUGCCACGGCUGCUGUGUCAUCUAUGAAGUGUGGCAUCCUACCCAUUUCUCAAGAGGCAUUGAUCCUGGGUAAUAUCGCCUACUACAACUACCAGGGCAGUUUGGACGACAAGGAAGAGCGCAAAGAGCUGCAGAAGGCCCUGGGGCCAACGACGAAGGUUUUGGUGCUAAGGAAUCACGGUGUGGUUGCUCUCGGGGAGACCAUUGAAGAGGCCUUUAGCUACAUCUACAAUACCCAAUAUGCCUGCGAAAUCCAGGUUAAUGCCAUCUCGUGUGCUGGCAGCGUGGACAACCUGAUAGUGCUGGACCAGGAGAAGUACAGAUCGUCGGUGUUCGACGUGGCAGUAACGGGUGUUUCCAUGAAUAGCCAGUACAAGUGGAAGAUUGGCGAGCUGGAGUUUGAGUCUCUGAUGAGAAUGCUGGAUAACCUGGGCUACAGGACAGGUUACGCCUACAGGCACCCUAUCAUGCGAGAGAAGCCGAGGCACAAGAGCGAGGUGGAGAUCCCCGCCACGGUCACAGCAUUUAUGUUCGAGGAGGACGGGGACUGUGCCACGCGGCUGCCCUUCAAAUUCCUGCAGCAGCGGCAGCAGAGGGAGAAAACGCGCUGGCUCAACUCGCCCAACAGCUACACCAAGGUCAACGUGGAGGGCGGAGAGGAGCGCUACAACAGCAGGACGACCACGUGGAUGAAGGCGGAGGAGACGGGAACCCCGAUCCGGAUCGAGGACCCCAAUCAGUUUGUCCCACUCAACACAGACCCUAGUGAGGUCCUGCAGAAGAGGAACAAAAUCAGAGCGCAGAACCAGUUUGAUAUGAUGUCGUCAGGGCCGCGCUCUCAGCACCUUGCAGGCAUCCCUGUUGAUGAGCCACGACGGGAUCUGGUGCAGAUAAAAGUUCUGCCAUACGUGCCCACAGAGGAGGAGCAGAUGGCUCCCCUGCCUCCCAACCCCUUCAGUGAGCUGUCGGAGAAGGAGCUGCAGGAGUACCGCAAGAACGUGGAGAGGAGGCAACUUGGCCUCAGUGAUGGAGAGCACGAGCUAACCUCCGACGACGGCUCCACUCUCUCUCAGUCUCUGUCUCUCACCCAGUCCCCACAAAGCACUCCAGCUAAAGAAGACAACCACACGGGCCUGAUGAACGGCAAAGACGACCACGGCGACGUGGACAAGGAGCUCUCCAAGCGCAUCAGCCAGAUGACCACCAGCGUGGAGAGCGUGGAGAUCACGGUGCGCUUGGGCGAAAAGAUCGAGGAGGCGCUGUCCCCCGAGAGCUCGCCCUCCAAGUCUCCCAACACCAAGAAGAAGAAGAAGUUCCGCACCCCGUCCUUCCUGAAGAAGAACAAAAAGAAAGAGAAGACGGAGGCCUGAGAGCAAACGAGCAGCGGAGGGCGAGGCAGGCAGGAAGGCCGUCUGCACAGAAGAAGAAGAAGAAGAAGAAGAAGAAGAAGAAAGAGGGGCGGCAGCCACCUUUUCUGUUUAAUGUCUGUGUUUUUAUUUUGUCUCCGUUAUCAAUGUCCUUUAUGUUUUAAAUUUUAUUUGAGUUUUUUAACAAAAGGUUUUUAUGUGCAAAAGGCAGUAGAACGGAUUACAUUUCAAAUGAAUUGGAUUGCAACAGAAAAGAGAGGUCUCCUGCAAAAAGACAGAAAGAAAGAAUGUUUGGGAACGUUUUGGGAUGGGCAUGUGGGUCCACAAAUUAAAGUUGCAGCAGAUUUUGGGUGGGUGUUGGGUGUCUGCUCACCUCAUCACCUAUGCAGUACUCUAACAGGGCUCCUUAGAAGCCGUGAAGUGUCAUUUGAGGCCAUUUAGAUCCUGAGUAACUGGCUCCUUCUGUGUUGUUUCCCAGCCUGAAAAUAGAACUUGAAACCACCUCGCAUUUAUCUUGCUUCAAAGUCCAAUUUUUUUUUUAUUAUUGGAUUGCACUAGUGUUGAAACUAAAACCUUUUUUUUUUCUUCUUUUUUUUUAAAGACCUCCUCCGGUCUUUUAAGGUUUUGUUUUUACAUUCUGGUCACCUGACUGCAUAGGAAACUGAGAGGCCACGUGAAAUUUGAAGUCACACUGGAAAACUGGUCUCAGAAAAAAACAUGCCACAUUGUGUUGAUUUAUUUACUGUGAGAGAGGUUUCCUCUUCUGACACAAACCUUCUCUUCAGCUGAUUGUGGUUGAACUAGAAGGUGAGUUGAAGACUGGACUGGAGAUGGUAGUGAGGACGAAGGCUAGCAGUUUAGCACAACUAAAUUGACUUAAUCUCAAAGAGCCGAUGACUCACUCAGAAUAUUUAUGUAGCAUUUUCAUAUCUUUUCCUCUUCAUCUCAAUGUUUUUUGUUGUUUUUUUUGGGGGGGGGGGGUCCAAACUAAAUGGAAGAAACAAUCUCUUUUUAGUAAAGCGUCACUGUUUGUGUCUAGUUUGUCAUCUCAUGAAAUUGUAUCUUUUUUUUAUUGAACACAAAUUUGGUAUUAGUCAACUCUGUUUUGUACUCAUUUGUAAGCUUUUACAGAGAAUUACAGAUGUUACGCAUGUUUUCUCUUUUUGCAAGAACUGAAUUUAUAGGGCUGACUGUUCUGUAGUGAUGCCUGAUUGCUCAAAUUAUAUUCUAAUAGUACAGAGUACACACAUUUACUAUAUAACACAGAUAUAUGAAAACUGGAUAUGUUGGCUAUAGAUUUUUAACUAUAUAUUUUUUAUUUUAUUGUGCUGCACUUUUCUCGUGGUAUAUAACACAUUUUAGUUGCAGGUGGUUACACCAGUGAUGGAGAGUGUGAAGUUUUUGGUAAAAGUUGUGCAAGUAGCAAGCGAGGCAUGGUGUCGGAGAAAGGUCAGGACACAGAAAGUGAGUCGUAUGAGGAAAUAAAGAAUAGUCUUUCAUUGGUGUCGCACAUGAGAAAUCAUCUGUACUUCUCAACUCAACAAAACGGGAAGUGUAUUGCGGAAAUGCUUCGUCCAACUAUCUGCAGUCGCCAGCUGAAAUGAGAAUCAUGGGUCGUGGAGUUCGGAGCGAUGACAUCUUUUUGUUCGGUGUGUUUGUUUUUAAAGCCAUAUUGUAAUUUUUUUUUAAUGAUGAGACAAGGGUCGUGAUUCUCGUCUGCCUGCUCGGGCGCUAAGGACCCUAACGAGACCUCGGUUAAAUCACCCCAGUGACUGCAUCCACACCCCUCAGGCUCCCAAAAAACUUCUUCUUUUUUUUCUCCAGUAGCUACAUUCACAGCAGCUACGCUUCCUCGCUUAAUUUGCCAUAUAUUUCCUCCUGGAACUGGAACAUUAUCAGGAGGUCAUGUGGACAUUUUAUUUUUAUUUGAUCGCUCUGCGAGCCCGGUCGUCAUUUCAGCGUCUAAAAGCCUCCCCUCUUGUAAUUUCUCUAGUGAACACGACCGUAUGGUAACUGUCAGAUGACCCACAGUUGAACUCUGAAAAGCCAAAGUGUGAUGGGUUGCCACAUAUCCUCCCCCCGCAGUUUAACCAGAUGUACCAAUAUCCCAGCUAGCAAUGUGAAGUAUUGGAUUUGGGGGGAGGGAGGGUUUAGGGACACAUCUUUAGCUGUGUUAAAUGAUAGAUUUUGGCUCUGUGCAAAGAGCUGAGGUCACACAACUGAAAGAUGGAGACUUACAAGGGAGGUGUGAGUUUGGAAAUGGAAGUGCAUAUGUGUGUAGUGGAGAAGGCCAUGGGGUAAGGACAACCUGACACUAACGCACCAUGUUUUGAUCACUCAGACUGUCUUCUGUUAUACAAUCUCUCCUCCCGGAAACUGUUUUUUUCAUCCAUUUGUAUGCUUUCUUUUUUUCUUUUAGUUUGCAGAGAGCACUAGGCUUCUUUUUUUAUUAACCAUUUUAUGAGCAUAAAUUGCUCCCAGAUGAACUGAAUGUGCAUUGCAUCCCCUUUAGUUUCUCCUCUUCUGUUUCCGACUGUUUGCACCUUGCUUUACUAAUGCCUCUCUAUCCAAAUUUUGUUUCUGUUUUUAAAAAAAGAAUGACUUUUGCUUUGGCAUGCCAGAAUGAGCCAAGCUACUUUGUGACCUGUGAAAAUCCUAUAUAAAUGGUUAUCUAAUGGAGUUGCUUUUAGAUGUAUUGCUAAUCAGUGUAAAUUCACAAAUAAAACUGUAUUUUAAGAAA
Molecule: messenger RNA, 5011 nt
Organism: Cottoperca gobio
Lineage: Eukaryota; Metazoa; Chordata; Actinopteri; Perciformes; Bovichtidae
Gene: add3a
Product: adducin 3 (gamma) a
Exons: 16
Coding region: 202-2274 (690 amino acids)
Biological process (GO): barbed-end actin filament capping
Cellular component (GO): plasma membrane; postsynaptic density; cytoskeleton
Molecular function (GO): actin filament binding
Source: RefSeq, a predicted model, not a curated record